Messenger RNA from Podarcis lilfordi (Lilford's wall lizard), 225 nucleotides. The record is from the annotation of a GenBank genome assembly. Lineage: Eukaryota; Metazoa; Chordata; Lepidosauria; Squamata; Lacertidae.
AUGCUGCUGCUGCUGCUGGGCAGCGGCGGCGGCGGCAGCAGCAGCAGCAGCAGCGCCGGCGACGCAAGUGGAAGCGGCUCCCGCCUGGCUGUGGCCCCCGUCGCUCCUGCUCCGGUCGCCGCCUCGUCCCGUCACCGCCACCCCGGGCUCCUCCUCGGAGCGCGCCGAUCCUGCAGCCUUCAUGGGAUCUGUAGCCCCGCCGCCGCCGCCUUCUCCCGGGAUUAA